AUGGACACUGCUCGACGCUCCUCGAGGGCCGCUCGGUCGAGUCAACCCGCGCCAUCUAACUCACAUCACUCCUCCGCAUCCUCCAACUCUUCUGGUCGUGCUGAGAGAGCUACUCGUUCACAUCAGAAAACAGAAUCUCCCCGAAAGUCUACUCCUACAGGGUCGCUAUCCUCAGAACCGCUCGAGGAAGCUGUCGCGACACCCGUGGAGGACGCUAUCCAGACACGACGAAAGCGCGGCCGCGCUGAAGACAAGGACAAACCUACGAAAGCGCAAGCAAUAGAAAUAGAGACUACGAAUGGCAAUGACGAAGGUGCGGAAGACGAUGAGGCGGUUCGCUGCAUUUGCGGCUUUGACGAAUACCCCGGCCCUCCACAGCUCGGCGACGAAGACAGCAAGAACGGCAUAAAAGAUGGCAUUGAGGAACCCAUAAUCUCAGUUGCAGACAUUACUGAGGACGGGGCUGGAUUCUUUUUACAAUGCGACGUGUGUAAAGUGUGGCAGCACGGAUACUGUGUUGGAAUUAUGAAUGAGGACAUGAGCCCCGAGGAAUACUUUUGCGAAGAAUGUCGGAAAGAUUUGCAUAGGAUAUUCGCAGCGCCGAAUGGCCAGCGAUAUUCGCAUUACCUACCACUCUACCAAAGUCUAUCUCGAACAACAUCGCGAGCGGCCUCCUUUUCAAAGGAUGGCACAAGAUCUCCUCGAGGCAGUAAAAGCGGGCGUCCCUCUUCUAGCCUCCAAAGCGCAAAACGAAGAUCUACGAUGAAUAGCCGAGAUGCUGCAUAUGAUGAGGAAGAACAGUUACGAAGGGCAAUUGAAGCGAGUAAAGGGGAGAAGAGUGGUGAAAGCACAGAUGGAGGGACUAUAAGGCGGGGCAAACGAGGCCGCAGCGAUAGCGAGGAGAAGCAGGAAGGACCCAAACGGCAAAGAACACAGUCCGCAUCUCCGUCACCACCUCAAGAACAGAACGACACCCCACAAGCAGACUCUGACGAUGGCACAAACGGGCGAGUGCCUGGACCUAAGAAGAUCAGAGGCGCGGCUGCUCGUAAUCACAGGGAGAAGGAGAUGAGAGAAGAGAAGGAGAAAAUACGACAAGAGGCUGCAAGCAAAAGAAAGGGGCGGGCAGAACGAAGGAGGCUUGAUGGUGAGCUUGUGUCGCAACACUAUGAUGAGACAUGUACUUACAAUGGGGAACUAGAUUCAGAUCCCUCAGAGGAGAUACCGCUUGCAUCGCGGAUUUCCACAACUAAAGCUGUGGUAGAAACACCAAUUCAGCCUCUGGACCCGCCGCAACCUUUCAAUCCUGCGAUCCCUGACACACCGCCAGCAGUACAACCACCAGUAUCACAUAAAAAGGGAGGAAGGCCUCCCAACUCGCGAAAAGGAAAGUUGGGAAAGAAUCAAUACACGAAAGAUCGCGAUCUACAAGAAGGAAGUAACCCGUCUCCUCAGAGAUCGCAGUCCAGGGACGUCCCAAGAGCCGAGGAGAGUAGCAAUGGGAUCAUGACCAAAAGUUCGCAUCAUGAGGGGAAGGCGUCAAAGUCGAAAAUACCGGGAAGCAAGAUAUCAAUGGCAGAUGCAAGAAAGCGAGUAGGAAGUAUUCUUGAUUAUAUCUCCCGGACGCAAUUGGAAAUGGCAGGCGAAUCGGUAUCACCUAUUACUACGGAUUCCGCCGAGAAGACCAUUCGUGGUGUUGCAGACGGGCUUCCUAUGAUAAAAGUCAACGGGAAAAGCGGCACCGAAGAUGGGGCUGAAGAAGCCUCGAAAAAGGAAUUUGAGGAUCUCAGUUGCGUAGAAAUGAUGGACAAUCUCACAAGGCAAUUGGUGAAAUGGCAAAAGGAGCAUUCUUGA
This is a messenger RNA of Glarea lozoyensis ATCC 20868, 1854 nucleotides long. Its product is annotated as FYVE/PHD zinc finger. The record is from RefSeq and is a predicted model, not a curated record. The transcript is spliced from 3 exons. Lineage: Eukaryota; Fungi; Ascomycota; Leotiomycetes; Helotiales; Helotiaceae. Gene Ontology annotation, biological process: negative regulation of rDNA heterochromatin formation; negative regulation of silent mating-type cassette heterochromatin formation. Gene Ontology annotation, cellular component: Rpd3L complex; Rpd3L-Expanded complex. Bases 1 to 1854 code for a protein of 617 amino acids.